This is a messenger RNA of Anthostomella pinea, 894 nucleotides long. NCBI's taxonomy places the organism in Eukaryota, Fungi, Ascomycota, Sordariomycetes, Xylariales, Xylariaceae. The record is from the annotation of a GenBank genome assembly.
AUGAACACCACCACGACGAUAUGCAGGCACUGCCUAGCAGUCUCGCAGCACCAGACGCCACGAGCAUUCCAAGCGGGCCGCCUCGCCAAACCCUCGCGAUCGACCCGUACAUUCUUUGACAGCGGCCCAAGCCGCACCUCUCCCGCGUCGUCUACUACCAACAGCGUCGCCGACGACGAACCCAAUGCCAACGUCACCACCACCAGCACCACCACUCUCGCAGCCCUCUUCGCGAAACCUAGCUGGUCUGUCCGUUCACUGCUCCCGCCGUGGUCAAACUCGAACACUACCUCUUCAACCUCUCCCACAUCCACAACCACAACCACCACUCCCAACUCUCCCACAUCCACAACAACACCAACAUCCACAACACCACCCCCCAACCCAACAACCCCAAAAACCCUCCACCACCUCCUCCGCCUCUCCGCCCUCCCCUCGCCCCCCAGCGGCUCCCCCGCCGAGGCGCAGAUGCAGUCCAACCUAGACGCGCAGCUGCACUUCGUGCGGGCGAUGCAGCGCGUCAACACACAAAACAUACGCCCGCUGCGCGCGAUCCGGGACGAGACGGCGGCGGGGGUGCGCGCCACGGCCGUGGGGCUGGCGCAAUUACAAGAGGCGCUCGCGCGCGAGGACGUCGUGGGGCAUGCGCGAAGGCCGCGGAGACGGCGGAGGCAGCAGCAAGAAGUUAAUGGUAGUAGUGGUGGCGGAAGAGGAGGGGGGAAGGGCCAUGUAGUAGAUGGUCAGGGGAUGGCGGGUGAAAAAGGGGGAGAUAGGAGUAUAAUAAAUGAGGAUGAGAAUUGGGAUGUCCUGGGCGGUGCGAGCGAGACUGCGGGUCGGUACUUCGUAGUGAGGAGCGGUGGGCAGACCGAGCGAACGGUGCCGGCCGAGUCAUAA